UCUUGGCUGGCUGCAACUUUCCCGUCAUGGGUUCAAGAGAUUCUCCUGCCUCAGCCUCCCGAGCAGCUGGAAUUACAGGUGCCACGCCCAGCUAAUUUUUGUAUUUUUAGUAGAGAUGGGGUUUCACCAUGUUGUCCAGCCUGGUCUCAAACUCCUGAUCUCAGGUGAUCCACCCGCCUCAGCCUCCCAAAGUGCUGGGAUUACAGGCGUGGGCCAUCACACCCAGCCACUCACUGCCCAGCUUUUAAAAUAAGUGUCUACAUAGUUGAAUCCCUUUUGUGUGUCAUUUGGCAAUAACCUUGUCUCCCUCCCCUCAGAGGGAAGCUUUAUUAAUUUUUUUGUUUGUUUUGAUACAGAGUCUCACUCUGUCACCCAGGCUGAAGUGGCACAAUCUCAGCUCACUGCAACCUCUGCCUCCUGGGUUCAAGCGAUUCUCCUUCCUCAACUUCCUGAGUAGCUGGGAUUACAGGCGUGUUUGCAUCACGACACCUGGCUAAUUUUUUGUAUUUUUAGUAAAGAUAGGGUUUUGCUAUGUUGGCCAGGUCUCGAACUCCUGACCUCAAGUGAUCUGUCUGCCUCGGCUUCUGAAAUUGGUGCACUCCAGCCUGGAUGACAGAACCAGAUACUAUCUCAAAAAGGAAAGAAAGCCGGGACCGGGCGCGGUGGCUCAAGCCUGUAAUCCCAGCACUUUGGGAGGCCGAGGCGGGCGGAUCACGAGGUCAGGAGAUCGAGACCACGGUGAAACCCCGUCUCUACUAAAAAUACAAAAAAAUUAGCUGGGCACGGUGGCGGGCGCCUGUAGUCCCAGCAACUCAGGAGGCUGAGGCAGGAGAAUGGCGUGAACCCGGGAGGCGGAGCUUGCAGUGAGCCGAGAUUGCGCCACUGCACUCCAGCCUGGGCAACAGAGUGAGACUCAGUCUCAAAAAAAAAAAAAAAGAAAGAAAGAAAGAAAGGCGGGCAUGGUGGCUCACGCCUGUGAUCCUAGCACUUUGGGAGGCUGAGGUGGGCAGAUUGCCUGAGCUCAGGAGUUUGAGACCAGCCUGGGCAACACGGUGAAAUCCCAUCUCUACUAAAAUACAAAAAAUUAGCUGGCAUGGUGGUACACUCCUGUAGUCCCAGCUACUCGGGAGGCUGAGGCAGGAGAAUCGCUUGAACCCGGGAGGCAGAGGUUGCAGUGAGCCAAGAUCACGCCACUGCACUCCAGCCUGGGUGACAGAGUGAGACUCCAUCUCAAAAAGGAAAAAAAAAGCCUCUUGCUCUAGCCAGUUUUCUCCUUUUUUGGUUUCUUAGCAUCUGUCAUCCUGGAAUCCCAUCUUCAAUUGGAGAUGAAGGGUCAGCUAAUUUGAAUUCCCACCCAAAAGUGGUGUUUUGUGCUUAGUCCAGGCUCAGCUCCUUGGUGCCCAUCUGUGCUCAGUGCUGCCUCACCAUCUCGGUGCUUCCUGGGUAGUGCUCAGUGUGGUGGGGAACUGCUCUGGCUCUGGAGUCCGAGUCAGCUCCAGGGCCUAGUGCUGCCCCUUCCAGCUGUGUGGCCUCACUUGCCUUCACUUCUCCCAGCCUUGGUCUCCUCCUCUGUAAGAUGGGGUGGUGAUAGUGCAUGGCUCUUAGAGUAGGGGGCUUUGUGAGUUCACACACAUAGGAUGGCAGAAGAGUUGGGCAGUGGUUUCAGUGCCCCAGGGGAGGCCUGGAGGGCAGUGAGAACAGCCUCAGGUUCUGCAUCCGUGGCCAAGCCUUUUGUCCCAUGUUCUUUGCCUCUUGUUGCCAGAGAAACCAUAAUACUAUCUUUUAUCAGUUCCUGGGUCCCCAGGAAACUUUGGGAACCAGAGAGCCCUUUUCUCUGGGCUUAUGAAGGGGAUCUGUGGGUCUGAGAGGGAAAGAGGGUGAACAAGAUGUCCCUCCCUCAAGGGAUACUUUGUUCAGGUGCCAAGGAAAAACAGGGACAGUCACAAAGACAUACCCCAGUGAGAAAAUGGGCCAGGGUGGGAGCAGGAAGUUCAGGCAAGAGGAAACCCAAAUGGCUCAUAUGAGAGGAUGCUAAUCCUCACUGGUAAUUAGAGAAGUGCAAAUGAAACCAGCAGGAGUGCUGUUGGCAGAUACUGGCAACAGAGGCAGAGGUUGGCUGCUGCCUGGUGCUGGUGAGUGCAGGGAAGUGAGUCCGCCCACGUCCUGCUUGUAGCCCGGUGAAUUGGUGCAGGCAUUUUGCAGGGCAUUUCAGCCACAAAUCUCAGACCUUCCGACCUGGCCAUUCCUCUUCUUGGUAUCAUCCCUAGAGAGGCACUUUGUAUAUGCCCAGCAACAUCUAUUGCUGCAGUGUUUGUAGUUGCAAAACAUGGGAACAGCCUCAUUGUCCAGAGGUUGUGGGGAGAGGUUAAAAAUGGCAAUGGCAUAUUAGAGACACGGAGAGGUUCCAAAUGCCAUGGCAUAUUAGAGACAGAAAGCAGAUCAGUGGUUGCUAGGGGCAGGAAUGGGAGGGAAUGGGAAUGACUGCUUAAUGGUACAGGGUUCCUUUUUUGGGUGAUGAAAAUGUUGUGGAGCUAGAUAAUGGUGAUGGUUGUACAGUAUUCUGAAUGUACUAAAUGCCUCUGAAUUUUACGCUUAAAAAUGGUUAGCCAGGUGUGGUGGCACACACCUGUGGUCCCAGCUACUGAGGAGGCUGAGGUGGGAGGAUCACUUGAGUCCAGGAUUUCAAGGUUGCAGUGAGCUAUGAUCCAUGAUCACAACAUGCACUCCAGCUUGGGUGACAGAGCUACACUGUGUCUCUAAAAGAAAUAAAAAGGUUAACCCUUCCUUCCUUCCUUCCUUCCUUCCUUCCUUCCUUCCUUCCUUUCUUUCUUUCUUUCUUUCUGUUUUUUUAUUUUUUUUUGUUGUUGUUGUUUUUGUUUUUUUUUUUCUUUUUUCUUUUUUCUUUCUCUUUCUUUCUUUCUUUCUUUCUUCUUUCUUUCCUUUCUUUCCUUCCUGUCUUUCUUUUCUUUUCUUUUUCUUUUCUUUUCUUUUCUUUUCUUUUCUUUUCUUUUCUUUUCUUUUCUUUUCUUUUCUUUUCUUUCUUUCUUUCUUUCUUUCUUUCUUUCUUUCUUUCUUUCUCCUUCCUUCCUUCCUUCCUUCCUUCCUUCCUUCCUUCCUUCCUUCCUUCCUUCCUUCCUCUUUCUUUCUCUUUCCUUUCUUUCCUUUCGUUCUUUCUUUCUUUCCCUCUGUUGCCCGGGCUGGAGUAUACUCGGCACACUGCAGACUCUCUGCCUCCGGCUCCCGUGAUUCUCCUGCCUCGGCCUGCGGGCUGCCUGGGAUUGCGGGCGCGCGCCACCACCCCUGCCUGCUUUUCGUCCUUUGGCUGGAGGCGCGGUUUCGCCAUGUUGGCCAGGCUGAUCUCCAGCUCCUGACCUCGAGUGGUCUGCCCGCCUCGGCCUCCCGAGGUGCUGGGACUGCAGACGGAGUCUCGCUCACUCGGUGCUCGGUGUUGCCUGGGCUGGAGUGCGGUGCCGUGGUCUUGGCUCGCUGCAGCCUCCGCCUCCCAGCCGCCUGCCUUGGCCUCCCAGGGUGCUGGGAUUGCAGCCUCUGCCCGGCCGCCGCCCCGUCUGGGAGGUGCGGAGCGUCUCUGCCUGGCCGCCCAUUGUCUGGGAUGUGAGGAGCGCCUCUGCCCGGCCGCCCCGUCUAGGAGGUGAGGAGCGCCUCUGCCCGGCCGCCCAUCGUCUGGGAUGUGAGGAGCGCCUCUGCCCAGCCGCCCAUCGUCUGGGAUGUGAGGAGCGCCUCUUCCCGGCCGCCCCGUGUGGGAAGUGAGGAGCACCUCUGCCCGGCCGCCCCGUCUGGGAAGAAGUGAGGAGCCUGUCUGCCUGGCUGCCCCGUCUGGGAAGUGAGGAACACCUCUGCCCGGCUGCCCUGUCUGGGAAGUGAGGAGCGCCUCUGCCCGCCGCCCAUCAUCUGGGAAGAAGUGAGGAGCGCCUCUGCCCGGCCGCCCCGUCUGGGAAGUGAGGAGCGCCUCUGCCCGGCCGCCCAUGGUCUGGGAAGUGAGGAGCGCCUCUGCCCGGCCGCUCCAUCUGGGAAGUGAGGAGCACCUCUGCCCGGCCGCCCCGUCUGGGAAGAAGUGAGGAGCAUCUCUGCCCGGCCGCCCUGUCUGGGAAGUGAGGAGCGUCUCUGCCCGGUCACCCCGUCUGGGAUGUGGGGAAUGCCUCUGCCCGACUGCCCCAUCUGGGAGGUCUACCACGGAGGCCAGACGCAAUGUGGGGGCUGGACGUGGUGGCUCACGCCUGUGGUCCCAGCACUCUGGGAGGCUGAGGCAGGUUGAUCACUUGAGGCUAGGAGUUAGACACCAGCCUGGCCAACAUGGCGAAACAUAUGAAAAAUACAACAGACAAACCAACCAACCAACCCAGCGACAACAAAACAGGUCUACCCUGGAGUCAUACUCUAAUUUUUUCUAUUUUCCUCCCUUUCUGAUCCUUUAUCCCACUUGCUUUUUCUUCCUCUUCCUUCUGCUUCUUCUUUGUCAAAUAGAGGAUUGAGUUAUUAUCAUUGAUCCAUACAAAGUCCCUCUCUCAUUUAUUUUCUUUAAUUCCCACCCCCCAUUUCUAUUCCCCGUCUUCCCAUGUGCAACCUUCCUAAUAUGUUUUAUAUGCAUCUUUUUGUUUGUAUGUAUUUUUAGAAAAUGUUUAUUGUUUUGUGUGCAAAAAAAUUAAUAAAAAAAGACAAAAAAAGAAAUAAAAAGGUUAAAAUGACAAGUUUUAUGUUACAUAUACUUUACCACAAUUUUUAAAAGUUAAUA
Molecule: messenger RNA, 4750 nt
Organism: Symphalangus syndactylus (siamang)
Lineage: Eukaryota; Metazoa; Chordata; Mammalia; Primates; Hylobatidae
Source: RefSeq, a predicted model, not a curated record